AUGAUACUAAUCCUACAAGAUUACCUAGGCGCGCGGUUUUUCCUACUAGGGUUCUGUUUCUCGUAUGAGCCAAUGUGGGACUACCAUCCAGUGAAGCUGCCGACGAAGGUAGAUCUCGAGCAGGGCGGGAGUGUGAGCAAUGGGGAGAAGAUGCCGGAAUGCGUGAUCUGUUUCGAGCCGAUCGACGUCCUCCCAUCCUCGCCCACAUCCAGCACUGUCUCUAGUCUCGACCACCAACAAUCACUUCAUAAUCAUCAUCAUCGGCAAUCUUCUCAUGACUCCUCAGAAUCGCCUCUCCUCCGUCACAUCCCCUCUACUACCUUCGCCUCCUCAGCUUUCCCCUUCUCUAGCUCCUCCUCUGACGUCCACCAUUCUCUCUUCUCGCGCUGGUCUUACAUGGUCCCUCCUUGCCAUCACAUCGCUCAUACUAAAUGUCUCGAAGGUUGGCUCGCUAUUAAAUCUGAAUGUCCUUCUUCUGGUUGA
Puccinia graminis f. sp. tritici CRL 75-36-700-3 is the source of this 483-nucleotide messenger RNA. RefSeq lists its product as uncharacterized. The transcript is spliced from 2 exons. The coding region runs from base 1 to 483 and encodes 160 amino acids. Lineage: Eukaryota; Fungi; Basidiomycota; Pucciniomycetes; Pucciniales; Pucciniaceae. The record is from RefSeq and is a predicted model, not a curated record.